AUGGUAUCUUUAGGUAUAAUUUCGUUUCACUCUGGAUCUUCCGGAACCUCAUUCUUUGAGAAAUAUCAAGAAAUUUUAAAGAAAAUUGCAAUAAAAUGCUCGUCCCUUGACAUCAGCGGCAGAACUACAAGAAAAUUACCAUUGAUGUGUCUUUCCGAAUACUUCCGGACAUUUCCUGUUGAACAUAAUGAGUUCGUCGUGGCAUUAGCCAUGUCAGCGCGAAAGCUGGGCAGUGCGCGGAAAUAG
This is a messenger RNA of Saccharomyces eubayanus, 246 nucleotides long. It is a transcript of the gene PCH2, whose product is annotated as Pch2p. The record is from RefSeq and is a predicted model, not a curated record. The transcript has 2 exons. Lineage: Eukaryota; Fungi; Ascomycota; Saccharomycetes; Saccharomycetales; Saccharomycetaceae. Bases 1 to 246 code for a protein of 81 amino acids.